CCUCAUAUUUUAAAGGCAUUGGCAAUGGCCGACGUUUUCGUUUAAAUUUCUGUUUUGUAUUUGUGCUCUUUUUUCGUAUUAGUAUUUUAACGUUUUGUUUUAUUGUAAAUUACUGAUCAAAUUCAUUUAUAUGUAACGGUGAUUUCCAGAGACCGAGUGUUCCACAGCAAUUAAUCAUGAGUUCUGAUUUGGACUUGGACCCUAAAGAAGUGUUGAUGCACCUUGUCGAGAUGGGCUACUGCAAUAUCACCACAUCAAUGUUAGAUGAUUUCAUUAGUGAUUUGCAGAGGCUAAUAAUAUAUGAAGCCAACAAAAAGAAAAAGAAGAAGAAGAAGACAACAGCAGCUUUAGAUGAACAGAAUGAGGAGAACUCCACUACAGUACCAAACACUACUGAUGAGUCGUCACAGCUGAGUCCUCCAUCUCCACCUCCCCCUCCACCACCAACUCAACAGCGAAAACACCGUCACCACUCAGGAGGAUUGCAUUGUAAAGAUACAGAAGAGGUGUCCUCCAGUUCUUCUGAGUCGUCCUUGGCUCCUGCGCGAAGAGUUUUGCGAGAGUGUACCAAACGAAUUGCUCUGAAGAAUCAGGAAAAGGAAAAUGUCAUGAAAGACAAAGCUUCUGACCAUUCAAAGGUUGCUGCAAGACAAUCAAAAUCAUGUGAUUGUCUUUGGAGAAGAAUUGGCUGCAAAUGCUGUGAAGAAAAUAGUGAUGAACAGGCACCAAAAACAAGACCGACCAAAGAAAACUUAGCUCCUCCUAGACCCAAAUCUUCAUUUAUCCGGACAUGGCAGCUGACGGGUCAGCCCAGGCCGGGCUCCGCUCCCCAACGUAGUGACCCAGUGGCUCUCUACCACCAGUACCAGCAACUGUGGAAGCAACAGAAGCUGCCAGGGGAGGCUCGGCACAACGACUUGAGAUGGACCAUCCGGGAGAAGUUACUGGGGCAGGAGCCUCAGCCUAGGAGUUGCUGCUGCUGCUGCCCAUGUCAGUCGACAGACAGUGAGCCGUCCGAAACAAACAAAAGCGUAAAUAUUCUGCCAAGUGGACCCUUCACUGUGGACGGGCGUGUGACGGGACCGUUCAAGCGUAAUAAAGAUGGGGAGUUCACAAUCGAAGACAGGCACCUUACAGGGUUCUUCAAGCUUAGUGGUGGGUCCGACUCCGAAGGCAAGAGUGACUCUGAGAAACCGUACUUAGCGGGUAAAAUUGAAAAUAAACAGGACAGAGUUGAAUGUCUCUUGGAGGACGCCGUGGAUAAGAUUAAAUUAUCCUGUGACAAGGGGAAGAAAAGAACUGGUGAAGCAAUGGAUCACAAUGGAAAUCACCUGCAAACUUGUAAGAGUAAUCACGACAGCAAAACCUGCAAGUAUUGCAGUUGGAUUCACUAUAUGUUAAACCAUAAAGAACAACAACCGGGAGAAAACCAGUUUGUAAUCAAUGACGCGAAUCUUGGAUACAAGCGAUUUCAAGCUAAUGUAAAUACAAAUUCCACAUCUGCGCAGUCAAACAAUUGCCAUUGCCGUCAGGGAGGUACAAUAAAAGACAAAUGUGAGCCAAGCAUUUUCCCCAAACUCCCAAGUAACCUUCAGUGCUCUCAAGAAGAAUCUAAUCUAAACAGAUUUUCAAGAAGCUUAACUCCAUCCAAGAAAGGUUACUGGCUCGAGAGAUUCAAGAAUCAUCCGGCAAACCAGUUGACUUUGAGUUCAAAACAAUCUUAUUGGCCGCAGACAUUUAGUGAGGCACCUGUUCACUCUACAGAUGUGAUAGCGCCUUCCAAAGGUGCAGACAAGGAGUGUAUAACGUCAGAUUUACUGUCUCGUGUACGGAACGACUUGAACGUAGGGAAACACUAAAAAUCCGACACAGAAUAGUCACAACUGCGUGGAUAAUUGUUUUGAAACUAGAGUUCCUAUUGCGUUAAAAAAUGUGCAUGGAGAAGUAGUAACGGAGGUUAAAAUGAAGGAUAAAAAGACGGAUCGGCCUUUUCAAAGUCCAACAAAACCACUUAUGUCUGUAGCAACACAUGUGAGACUACACAAAAUGUAAAUAAAUUUUCAAUCAUUUUUUUUAUUAUAGUUAGAAAUGAUAACUUAUGUAAUAAUUUAUUAAUUUUAAUUUGAAAUUAUAUUAUUUACUUAUACAAACAAUAUUUUAAUAAAUACAAUGCACUCAUUAC
Messenger RNA from Homalodisca vitripennis (glassy-winged sharpshooter), 2182 nucleotides. It is a transcript of the gene Hyls1, whose product is annotated as hydrolethalus syndrome protein 1 homolog. The transcript has 7 exons. Gene Ontology annotation, cellular component: non-motile cilium; centriole. Gene Ontology annotation, biological process: cilium assembly. The record is from RefSeq and is a predicted model, not a curated record. The coding region runs from base 177 to 1859 and encodes 560 amino acids. Lineage: Eukaryota; Metazoa; Arthropoda; Insecta; Hemiptera; Cicadellidae.